Molecule: messenger RNA, 972 nt
Organism: Culex quinquefasciatus (southern house mosquito)
Lineage: Eukaryota; Metazoa; Arthropoda; Insecta; Diptera; Culicidae
Product: protein obstructor-E
Exons: 1
Coding region: 48-896 (282 amino acids)
Cellular component (GO): extracellular region
Molecular function (GO): chitin binding
Source: RefSeq, a predicted model, not a curated record
CUCAAAGGUACUAUUCAGUACAGCCCUAAACAAGGAAAUUCCCAGUCAUGACUUCUUGGGGUUUAUUCGCCGUGUGUCUGCUGUUAGGCACAGGAGCAAUUACAAGCGCAUCGUUCUUUGGUGAUAUUGACCAUUAUCGUACUAACAGUACAAAUAGUACAACAACAUCCAGACCGCCGUGUAAUUCGACGGAAUCUACGACGCCAAUCCCUUCAAGGAAUCGCUGCACUGAUCUUCCAGAUGAUACCUUGUUCCCAUCGUUGAACGAUUGUUCCUACUUCGUGACCUGCCAGGAUGGUUUGGAGAUGGAGCUGGAGUGUCGCCCAGAGGGAACGAAGUUCGAUCACGUUCGCGAAGUCUGCGAUCACCCGGAGAAUGUCGAGUGCUACAACCCAGAUCGCUGUGAGCUAGAGGAGGACGGAAGCAUAAUUCCCUCUGAAACUUGCACGAACUUCCACAUCUGCCGCAACGGAGUUAAGAGUGACGAAAUCACCUGUGUCCCCGAAGGAACCCUCUUCGACUAUAAUCGUAGAGUGUGCGACCAUCCGGAGAACGUGGUCUGCUGGGGAGACGAGGCAGAAGUUACGGAACCGACCACGGAAGGAUCUGGAACCACUUUGGAACCAACGCGCCCGCCAGUUCCCGAAGACAUCCCGAGUGACAUUUGCCGAGGAAUUGUGAUCGAUAUCCUGCCUCACCCCGGCGAUUGUACCCAGUUUGUGGUGUGCGUUCUUGGACAACCCUCGGUGGACAGCUGCCCACCGGAUUUCAUCUUCUAUCCGCAGAUUGGAGUGUGCGGCUAUGGAAACACUGAAACAUGCGACAUUGAUCCUCGCUGGCUGGAAGACUAUCUUAGGGAGCAGGAACGCCUUGAGAUGGAGGCGAUGAGUGGAUAAUUUCUAAAUUAAUCAGAAGUACUGAGUUUUAAUAAACUAGCAGCAUCAAUAGACUUUGAUUUUGUUUGCAAAUGUA